AAUAUCUUAUCAUAAGUUGUCAUGUACUUUUCUGGGGUUAUUUUUCAAGAAUUGUAAACAAACUGAGAAAGUUUAUUUUGUAUGGUAAUUUAAAUUAUACUACUUUAAAAAAUAUGAAGAAAACUAUUCGAUAUUUAUCGCAAUUCCCUCCAAAGAGAAGGGUUGCUGUAACAGGACUUGGUAUUGUUAGUCCACUGGGGACAGGUACAGAAUUGGUUUGGCAAAACCUUUUAAAAGGUGGUUGUGGCAUCGUCCCGCUACAAGGUGAACAAUAUUCUAAAUUACCAUGCAAAAUUGCGGGAGUAGUUCCUACUGAGAAUGACACAAAGAUAAAAGAAGCACUUUCGAAAUCAAAUUUGAAAUCAAUGGCUCCAGCGACGUGUUUAGCUCUUGUGGCUACUGCAGAGGCUUUAGCCGAUGCUAAGUGGACCCCGAACACUGAAGAAGAAAAAGAGAUGACUGGUGUUGCUCUUGGCAUGGGAAUGAUUGAUUUAAAAGAUGUAUGCGAUACCAAUGAUGCAUUAAAACUAGGCUAUAACAAGGUGAGCCCAUUUUUUGUCCCAAGGAUACUGCCAAAUAUGGCUGCGGGUCAUAUAAGCAUCAAGUAUGGCUUUAGAGGACCUAAUCAUUCAGUGUCUACUGCAUGUGCAACAGGGGCACACUCAAUAGGGGAUGCAUUUAGAUUUAUAAGAAAUGGUGAUGCAGAUGUGAUGGUGUGUGGAGGUGCCGAGUCGUGCAUAAGCCCUCUAGCAAUAGCAGGAUUUUGUAGACUUAGAGCUUUGAGUACUUCUUUCAAUGAUACACCUACACAAGCCUCAAGACCUUUUGAUAAAAGACGAGAUGGAUUUGUAAUGGGUGAAGGAGCAGCCGUGUUAGUUUUAGAAGAAUAUGAACAUGCACUGAAAAGAAAUGCUAAAAUGUAUGCUGAAAUAUUAGGCUAUGGGUUAUCAGGUGAUGCAUCUCACAUCACUACUCCAAGAGAGGAUGGCACUGGAGCUAUUUUGUCUAUGAGCAGAGCAUUAAAAGAUAGCAACCUAGAAAGGAAUCAAAUCUCAUACAUCAAUGCCCAUGCCACAUCCACACCUAUUGGAGAUGGUAUAGAGUCAACCGCUAUAAAAAAACUGUUCCAGGAGCAUACUUCUAAUAUCUCAAUAUCUUCCACGAAAGGUGCUCAUGGGCAUCUGUUAGGUGCUGCAGGCAAUUUGGAAACUAUAUUCACUAUUUUGGCCUGUCAUCAUGGAAUCUUGCCCCCAACACUUAAUUUGGAAGAACCAGUAGAUAACCUCAAUUACGUAGCUAACACACCACAAACCUGGGAAUCUGAUAGAAGAAUUGCAUUGAAAAACUCUUUUGGUUUUGGGGGUACAAAUGCUACUCUUUGUAUUGCUGGAAUGUGAAUUUAUCUGUGAUGUAUUUUAUUUUUCUAUCUGUUGCAACAAUAUUGUUUUAUUUUAGGUCUUUGAGAAAUUGAUGUGGAAUAAAACACAUUAUCACUGUAUUAUAGUAUAUUUAAAACUGA
This is a messenger RNA of Ostrinia nubilalis (European corn borer), 1519 nucleotides long. Its product is annotated as 3-oxoacyl-[acyl-carrier-protein] synthase, mitochondrial. Bases 114 to 1397 code for a protein of 427 amino acids. The record is from RefSeq and is a predicted model, not a curated record. Gene Ontology annotation, molecular function: 3-oxoacyl-[acyl-carrier-protein] synthase activity. Gene Ontology annotation, cellular component: mitochondrion. Lineage: Eukaryota; Metazoa; Arthropoda; Insecta; Lepidoptera; Crambidae. Gene Ontology annotation, biological process: fatty acid biosynthetic process. The transcript has a single exon.